AUGGUACCUCUAGCGCCGAUCCUUUUGCCAGGAAAGACACCUAUCCCACACUUCAUUUACGGCACAGCAUGGAAGUGGGAGAAGACUGCGGACAAUGUAUUGGAGGCUCUACAUGCAGGCUUCCGUGCUAUUGACACAGCACCCCAGAGUCAGAAUUACAAUGAGGCUCUGGUAGGCAAAGCACUCAGUACUUGGCUGACAUUGCAUCCUGAGGAGGAUGCGCCGGAGCGGAGAAUCUUCCUCCAAUCUAAGUUCACUGACGCGAGGGGAUACAAGGAUUUUCCCAAACCAUUCGAAGACAAUGAUUCGCCCUUGGUGCAGGUCGAGAAAAGCCUCAAUCAAACCCUUGCUCAUCUGGGCCGCGGAGAUGCGGGUCAGCAGCCACUUGAUGCCCUCUUGCUGCAUUCCCCGCUCGAGACCAUAGACGAGACAAUGGCGUAUUGGGCGGCCAUGGAGGCCCAUGUUCCCAGCCGAGUUUCUUAUCUUGGCAUAUGCAAUGUGUCUUUGCCCACAUUUAGCCAGCUUUACGAACGCGCAACCAUCAAGCCCGUGAUUGUGCAGAAUGACUUCCGCCCCGCUCACGGAUUCGACAUCUCAUUGCUGGAGUAUUGUCGGAAGCGCGAUGUUGUCUACCAAGCUUACGCCGUUUUGAAAGGUAAUAUGACGUUGUUGGAGUCGCCGCUGGUACGUUGGCUGGCACAUGAGAGAGGGAUGAGCGAGCCAGAGGCUCUGUACUGCCUUCUUCUGUCUUGUUGGGAUGGCAGGCUGUGUAUUUUGAAUGGUACUAGAAAGGAAGAAGCGAUGAGGAGAGAUUUCUCUUUGAUUAAGAAUGUUGGAAAACUGGACAAGUACAUCAUUGAUGGGUUUUGGGAAGCCAUGUCUUCAACUGAGUCAAUUGACUGGCCUUCCGAUAAGUCGGUUUGA
This is a messenger RNA of Fusarium venenatum, 924 nucleotides long. RefSeq names its product NADP-dependent oxidoreductase domain-containing protein. Lineage: Eukaryota; Fungi; Ascomycota; Sordariomycetes; Hypocreales; Nectriaceae. Gene Ontology annotation, molecular function: aldose reductase (NADPH) activity. Gene Ontology annotation, cellular component: cytosol. The record is from RefSeq and is a predicted model, not a curated record.